Messenger RNA from Engraulis encrasicolus (European anchovy), 946 nucleotides. It is a transcript of the gene tal1, whose product is annotated as T-cell acute lymphocytic leukemia 1. Gene Ontology annotation, molecular function: protein dimerization activity; RNA polymerase II cis-regulatory region sequence-specific DNA binding; DNA-binding transcription factor activity, RNA polymerase II-specific. NCBI's taxonomy places the organism in Eukaryota, Metazoa, Chordata, Actinopteri, Clupeiformes, Engraulidae. The transcript is spliced from 5 exons. Gene Ontology annotation, biological process: regulation of transcription by RNA polymerase II. The record is from RefSeq and is a predicted model, not a curated record.
AUGGAUGGAUGGGGCAUUGUCCCUGGGGACCACUUCAACAGGACAAGCUUAAUUAAUGGGGUUACUACAGAAACGGCUUACUAGACAGAGCAUUGCGCAGAGCUGCUGGCUUCGAUGCACGAGCCUCACCGGUAACCCGUCUGCUUUGCACUGCCCCUCCAAAUUCGCAUGGUGCAGCACAGUCAACUUGCUUUACCUCGCCAGGCCCUAGCGAUGCGCAAUAACAUCACCCAACCGCUCCUCUCCACAAACAGUGGAUACCUCGGUGAGCACUUUGGCAUGCACCUCAUGAAGAAGCGCACUCCUUACGAAGUUGCCACAAACAAUGGUUCUCAACCAAAGGUUGGUCGCAGAAUCUUCACCAACAGCCGUGAGCGUUGGCGCCAGCAGAAUGUCAACGGAGCGUUUGCGGAGCUCCGUAAGCUCAUCCCUACACAUCCGCCAGACAAGAAACUCAGCAAGAAUGAGAUCCUCCGCCUGGCUAUGAAGUACAUCAACUUCCUGAACAAGCUGGUGGAUGAUCAGGGAGGGAUGUUGGGGGUGGAAGGGGUCACUGGUGGUGGCGGAGACGGGUUACCUGAACCCAGAGAACAGCAGAACUCCAUGGAGAGUGGCAGAGAGGAGCUGAUCCCCUACACACCAGACAUGCUCUCCUCCCCCAGCUCCACAAGUGGAGGAAGCCUGUUAGAUGAGGACAGCAUCAGUCCAGGAACCUUCUCGGAGGAUCUGGACCUCUACAGCUGCCCAGUGUUGUACUAUGUACAGCCCACCUCACAGCCACUGCACCCAGCAGAACACAUAGUUGUUGGCAGCCAACGGUGAUGCUAUGCGUUCAGGUGCAGGAGAAAUUAAACAGACACAACGUAUCUUUCAUAAGGCAGAGUUAACAGUAGUAAAUCUCAGUUUGGGGUUUUGUCAAUGGAAGUUUCAAUGAAACAUUUUUAUU